Molecule: messenger RNA, 1167 nt
Organism: Geodia barretti
Lineage: Eukaryota; Metazoa; Porifera; Demospongiae; Tetractinellida; Geodiidae
Source: the annotation of a GenBank genome assembly
AUGACCAAGGGCAUUACCACCACGCUCGGCUCUGCCAUCUUUCGCGACCGAGUGCCUGAAAUCGAUUCCAUCGUCGUGGAGCGGGUCAAGGCCGCCGGCGCGAUCAUCCUCGGCAAGACCAACACGCCGGAGUUCGGCCAGUCUGGCACCACCGAGAAUCUGGUUAGCGAACCGUGCCGCAACCCCUGGAACACCGACUACACCCCCGGCGGCAGCAGCGGCGGAGCGGCGGCGGCGCUGAUCGCCGGCCUCUGCACCCUGGCCACCGGCAGCGACGGCGGCGGCAGCGUUCGCAUCCCGGCCAGUUUCAGUGGCGUAACCGGCAUCAAACCGUCCCACGGGCGCGUGCCCCGCUACGGCGGGUACGGCGUGCCGUCGGUCAAUCACUUCUCGCAGUCCGGCCCCAUGAGCCGUACCGUCCGCGACACCGCCCUGCUCCUCCAGGUGCUGGCUGGCCCCGACUCACGCGACCCGAACACCAUGACCGACACCCCGCCUGACUACCUGUCCGCGCUGGAAGGUGGCGUGAACGGCUGGCGUAUCGCCUGGAGCGCCGACCUCGGUUACGCCGCGGUUGAUCCGGAAGUUGCCGCCAUCACGCGGGCCGCCGCCCAGGUUUUUCAACAACUCGGCGCCCACGUCGAAGAGGCAGCGCCAGAAAUGGAAGGCGACCCCUUCCCGGCAUUCUCCACAGUCUUCGGCACCGCAUCCUAUGCCUCCUACCAGAAUCUCUAUCCGGAGCGACGGGACGAGCUUACCGACUAUGUGCGCAACACCUUCGACUCCGCCUCGAAAUUGUCAGCCGCCGACCUGUCGCGGGCCCUGGCCUAUGUCGACCGGCACAAACGCCGGUUCGCCGAUUUCUUCAACGACUAUGACCUGUUGCUCACCCCGGCAAUGGCGGUUACUGCAUUCCCCAUCGGAGAGCAUCCAACCAGCAUCGCCGGCCGCGACGUGGAACCCUGGUGGGGCUAUCUUCCCUUCACCUUCCCCAUCAACAUGAGCGGGCAAACCGCUUCCAGCGUGCCCUGCGGAUUCUCCGCCGCCGGCCUCCCGGUUGGCCUGCACAUAGUGGGUGCCGCCGGAGCCGAAGCCCGCGUCCUCCGGGCCAUGGCCGCCUUCGAGGAGGCCCAGCCCUGGGCCCACCACCGCCCACCGGUAAGCUGA